UGGAGCCCCAAGGCCUUGAAGCUCAGGCUUUCUCUGGCAAUAUGGCAAGUAUCGUUAUUAUAUGCCAGUCGGAUCCAGAUGCUGGGAGACCUUCCAUUCGUCAUCCAUUCGUCCUCCAUCUGUCCUCUAUCCCCAAGGUUCAUCUGCAUCCCAACAACACCGUGUUUGCCCUACUCAAGGAGUCUUACGUACAGGACAAGCAUUGGUUCGACAGCCUCACCACCCUUCCGGGCCGACUGACUGAGAAAGAUCAUCCACGAUGGACGAAAACCUGGACGAAGGGACAAUACACGAGCUCGAGGAUGUGCUGCACACCAAGAUCUAUCCGGGGACGGAGAUCAUGAAAGAUGUCGGCAGUCACCACUUUGUCAAGGCCGGAGGGCGCAGCCGAAACGUGCUCAUCCCCCAGCCAUCCGACGACCCCAGGGACCCUCUGAACUGGUCUCCCCUCUGGAAGAACCUGACCAUCUUCUGCGCCACGGCCCUCUCCUUCAGCCUGAACCUGGGCCCUCUGGCCUUGGCCCCGAUGUUCGAGGCCUACGUCCAGGAGUGGAACAGGAGCCUGGCCGACGUCGUCCAGUUCACCGGCGUGGCCAUUCUCUGCCUGGGCUUCAGCAACUUCAUCUGGGUCCCCGUCAUGGUCUGUUUCGGCCGCCGUCCGGUCGCCAUCUUCUCGACUCUCAUCUGCAUUGGCUCUUCCUUCUGGAGGACCUACGCCACGAGCUACAACUCCUUCAUGGGCGCCUGCAUCCUGAACGGCCUGGCAGCAGGGCCGUGCGAGACUCUGAUGCCGCAGGUCAUAGCCGACGUCAUCUUCCUCCACGACCGGGGCAAGUACCAGACCCUAUACUUCUCCAUGUACUUCAUCUCGCUCAUGGUCGGGCCCAUCAUCUCCGGCGCCAUGUCUGAGCAUCUGAGCUGGCGGGGCUUCUGGUGGUUCAACACGGGCCUCCUGCUGUUCACCCUCGUCGUCAACAUCUUCCUCUUCCCCGAAACACGGUAUCGGCGAGCGGUCGAGCCGUCGGGGGAGAAGGACGCUCCACCAAACGGCAACGCCGCUGCCGGGGCCGGAAUCAUCGACAACGACCUCGACAAUAAGAUCGAGCGCAGCAACGGCGCAACCCACACCGAAGGCUUGCCUCCAGCCACCACCACCAACACCACCACCCUCAGCAACAAUAACAACACCAAUAUAAACGGCAACAGCAACGCCGACGACGCCGACCUCGCACCGCAGAUGACGCACCACGACCCCUUCUUGGGGUGUGGCUCGCCGUCCAAGAAGCAGUUCCUGCCCUUCCAGCGGUUCGAGGGCAACCUCCUCCGCGAGCUCUGGCUGCCCCUAUACCUGCACGCCUUCCCGAUCGUCGAGUUCGCCGCCUUCGUCGUCUCUUGGUCCGCCUCGGGCUUCCUGGUCGUCAACCUGUCGCAGUCGCAGGCCUUCGGGGCCCCUCCCUACAGCUUCAGCCCCCAGACCAUCGGCCUGUUCAACCUGGCCGUCCUGGUCGGCGGCAUCGUCGGCCUCGUCACCUGCGGGCCCCUGUCCGACUGGGUGGCCGCGCACCUGACGGCGCGCAACGGCGGCGUCCGCGAGCCCGAGAUGAGGCUCGUCGCCAUGGUGCCGUACGUCCUGGUCAUGGUCCUCGGGAGCGUCGUCACCGCCGUCGGGUACGACUACCACUGGCCGUGGCAGGCCAUCGUCAUCAUCGGCUACGGCUGCCUGGGCAUGCAGGUGUCGGCCCUGCCGUCCAUUGCGAGCACGUACGCCAUCGAUAGCUACAAGCCCGUGACGGGGUCCAUGUUCGUCACCAUCACCAUCAACAAGAACCUGUGGGGAUAUGGAGUCAGCAAGUUCCUCACUCCCUGGGCGGAGGAGAGCGGCUUCAGGCCGCCGAUCCUGAUGAACAUGGCUCUGAUCACGCUAUUCUCCUCCUGUGGGAUCAUCUUUUGGUUUUGGGGGAAGAAGUUCAGGGGCAUUACUUCCAAGUCGUUUGUGCACAAGUUGUGAAACCAUACCCUGUAGAAGAGUUUACCACGCCAGGUUUUAAGCUCCGGCUUCUCUUUCUUUCAAUAAUGGCAAUAAUCUGGACUCUCCUGAAAUGUCUGUGUAGUUGUCUUGGCUUCCGACUUUCUGAUUUCUCCUGCGUGCGCCUAGGGGUCUAACUGUCGGUUUGGAGGUUAGGUGACCAGUUCUGUCUAGGUUCCAGGUUCCGUAUGCCAGGGUAAUCCUAAAGCCUUGUUCGGUUCAGCUAAUUUAACAUCAGGCAAUUGCAGCAUGUCACAUAGCAUCAACUGAUUUCUUUUAGACUAGUUCAGAACCAACAGGUCCAUGAUUUGACUCA
Phialemonium atrogriseum is the source of this 2342-nucleotide messenger RNA. RefSeq names its product MFS transporter. Gene Ontology annotation, cellular component: plasma membrane. Gene Ontology annotation, molecular function: transmembrane transporter activity. Bases 260 to 2008 code for a protein of 582 amino acids. Lineage: Eukaryota; Fungi; Ascomycota; Sordariomycetes; Cephalothecales; Cephalothecaceae. The transcript has 2 exons. Gene Ontology annotation, biological process: transmembrane transport. The record is from RefSeq and is a predicted model, not a curated record.